AUGAAAUACUCGAACAUUAUCUUGACCGCCGGAACCUUGGCUAUGGGCGUUGCCGCUCAAGUCAGUUCCAACGGAUCUGCCAUAUUCCCCUUAAGCAAUGACACCGAGUUCGCAUUUAUGCUGGAAGCUACACUGUCUCUUUCCAACAAUUUCGGAGCAAACACUGGUGAAGUUCUUCGAGCUGCUAGUCAGAUCAUUCCCGGAGACUUCGACAGCUGGUACAGAGAGUUCAUAUUUCUCGCGAAUUGGAUACAUGACAAAGCAGAAGCCAUCAAUGCCAAGCGCUUUCCUGUAUCAGCUCGCGAAGCAUACUUUCGAUCUGCCACCUACUACCGUGCUGCUACCACUUUCCUAUACGCCAACAUAAGCGAUCCACGGAUUUAUUCAGUCUGGGAUGCUGCAUUGGGAGACUUUGACAAAGCCAUCUCUCUGCUUCCAGUCCCAGCCGAGCGAGUGAAUAUCUCAGCCACAAACUUCACUAUACCUGCCGUCUUCUACUCUGCCCAAAGUUCAGUAGAUACACGCAGCAACCAUGAACAGAAUCCUUCCAAUUCCACAAAGCGUCCUACAGUAAUUGUAGGUAGUGGAUACGACGGCUCACAAGAAGAGCUGUACCACUCAAUUGGUCGAGAAAUACUUGACCGCGGCUGGAACUUCAUAACAUACGAAGGCCCAGGCCAGCCAACCGUUCGCCGGCAGCAAGGACUGGGAUUCAUUCAUGACUGGUGGGAAGUUGUCACUCCUGUUGUUGACUAUUUGUCAGAGCGUCAUGACGUUGAUACGGACCAAAUGGCCCUUAUUGGGGUCUCGUUUGGUGGGACAUUGGCACCGCUUGCCGCCUCUCGUGAACACCGUCUGUCCGCUGUUAUAGCAAUUGACGGACUUACUGAUUUUUUUGGCGCACUCCAAAGCCAGUUUCCACCGCAAAUUAAUUCGCUUUUCGAAAGUGGCAAUAAGACAGAGUUUGACGCAUUGAUGCUCUCCUUUAUUGACAAUACGUCUAUCCCAACUGAGCUACGAUGGUUGAUUGCCCAGUCAUUGUGGGUUUUUAAAACUCCAAGUCCCUACGAAUGGUUGACAAAGCUGCGAGAAUUUAAAGUUGACCAAACCGUGGCUAACGGUAUUCAUUGUCCGGUGCUCGUGGGCGAAGGAGAGAAUGACAGCUCGGCACCGGGGCAGGCCGAAGAGAUGAUGCAGUUUCUCGGAAAGAAAGCCACUUACAAUUUGUUCAAGACAGACUUGGGCGCUGGUGAGCAUUGCCAGCUCGGAGCAGAAGCACAGGUUGCACAGGUCACACUUGACUGGCUAAGUGACAUUUGGGAGGGUAUCAGCGUCCCUCAAAAUAUCACUGGCGGCGUUUACUAA
Trichoderma gamsii is the source of this 1365-nucleotide messenger RNA. RefSeq lists its product as hypothetical. The record is from RefSeq and is a predicted model, not a curated record. The coding region runs from base 1 to 1365 and encodes 454 amino acids. Gene Ontology annotation, biological process: proteolysis. The transcript has 2 exons. Gene Ontology annotation, molecular function: serine-type peptidase activity. Lineage: Eukaryota; Fungi; Ascomycota; Sordariomycetes; Hypocreales; Hypocreaceae.